Cornus florida is the source of this 1604-nucleotide messenger RNA. RefSeq names its product zinc finger protein ZAT1-like. The transcript has a single exon. NCBI's taxonomy places the organism in Eukaryota, Viridiplantae, Streptophyta, Magnoliopsida, Cornales, Cornaceae. The record is from RefSeq and is a predicted model, not a curated record. Bases 1 to 1434 code for a protein of 477 amino acids.
AUGGCAUUUAUGGUGGAUCAACAAUCGAAUUUUAAGCACUUUUGUAGAAUAUGUAAGAAGGGUUUUAUGUGUGGAAGAGCUUUAGGAGGACACAUGAGAGCCCAUGGAAUAGGAGACGAGAGCGGAAACAUCGACGACGAGGAUCCGGCGGCUGAUUGGGAGGACAGGGGGAACGAGCCACCGGCGAACAAGCGAAUGUACGCGUUGAGGACCAACCCUAACCGGUUAAAGAGUUGCCGGGCUUGUGAUAAUUGUGGGAAAGAAUUCUUGUCAUGGAAAUCCUUCUUUGAGCAUGGGAAAUGCAGCUCCGAGGACGCCGAGUCGUUCUUGUCGUCGCCGGAGUCGGAAGGGGAGGACGGCACCGGACCGAGAGGGUGUGGGUGGUCAAAGAGGAAGAGGUCAUUGAGGGCUAAAGUGGGUAGUUUUAAUUCAACAUGUCCAUCUAGUGAGGAAGAAGAUUUAGCCAAGUGCUUAAUGUUGUUGUCAAAUGCUAGGGUUGAUCCAUUGGAAGCCGAGCCGGAGGAGUCUUGUGCUUCCGCUAGUAAGGAGGAGGAGAGGCGGAAACCGGCGGCUUUCAUCGCUCCGGUGGGGCUAGCGGCUGCCGGGAAUCGGGUAACCCUUGACAAAGCCAAAGGGGUUGCCAAAGGAAUGUUUGAAUGUAAAGCAUGUAAGAAAGUGUUCAAUUCCCACCAAGCAUUGGGUGGACAUAGAGCUAGUCACAAAAAAGUUAAAGGUUGUUUUGCAGCUAGAUUCGAUCAUCUUGACAAUAGUACCCUAGCCGAUGAAGAUGUGAUCACACAUGAAGAUCAAUUCUUGAUCCCGCCAAAAUCAACAUCAAGUCUACAAUUUGAUCAUGGCCCUAGUGCUGCAAUGGCUGGGGUUUCAAAGAGGAAAUCCAAAGUUCAUGAAUGUUCAAUAUGUCACAGAAUUUUUUCAUCAGGACAAGCUUUGGGUGGACACAAGAGGUGUCAUUGGAUCACUUCAAAUUCACCCGAGACGUCUUCUUUGGCCAAAUUUCAUCAGUUUCAUGAUGACAUUGAACAAUUUCAUCGAAGAAGCAAGUUUAGCAAAUCUGAGGCUGGGCUCGAUCUCAACCUCCCUGCUCCGGCUGACGAUAUGGCCGGAAUCCGGCGGGACCCGAAGAACCCUUUGAGCUUUGAAGUGUCUACAGAAAUAAACUUGCAAUCAUGGAUAGAUGUGGAUGCCAAAGACGAUAAUGCCGAAUACUAUGAUCAAAACAACAACGACCAAGACGAUCAUGAUAACAAGAACAACAUCAAUCAUAAUUCAAUGGAAAAUGUGGAUGAUGAAGCAGAUAGUAAAGUGAAGUUAGCAAAGUUAAGUGAGUUGAAGGACAUGAACAUAAGUGGUAGUUCCUCUCCAUGGUUGCAGGUUGGAAUUGGUUCAACUACUGAUGUGGGUGCUGACCCAUAAUUUUUUUCUUUUCUUUUUUAAACUUUUUUAUAAAUGCAAAUAUAUAGUAUGAGUAUAUAUUAAUUUGUAUAAGAAACUGUAAUUACAUGCAUAUUCAACAAGCACAUAAUUUUAUUCUUUUUGUUAAUGUAUUACCACCUUUUGAUGUAAUUUAUGGUGGGUCCAUAAGA